This is a messenger RNA of Prorocentrum cordatum, 1794 nucleotides long. The record is from the annotation of a GenBank genome assembly. NCBI's taxonomy places the organism in Eukaryota, Dinophyceae, Prorocentrales, Prorocentraceae.
AUGCAGUGCGCACUCAUUGUACACAUCGCUAUAGCGUGCUUGCUGCCGCAGUCCUCUGCAGUCAGAAUGUUGUCCGGCUGGGAUCGACCUCGUGGUGAAGGCGUUCGGGACCGGCAACUGCUCAGCGCUCCGCUUGAGAGGCAGGAAGCCAGGGCACGCGGCGAGGCCGCAGCAGCCACCCAGAACGGCACCCGAAGGCCCAGGAAGCAUCCAGAGCGGGAUCAUCCUGGUAUGUUCCGGGCCUGCGGCGUGGACUGGCUAGACUACGAGCCCUUGCACCUGAACAGCACGGGGGACGCCACGCACUAUGCCGCGUGCGCCCCCGCAAGCGGCGACGCCAGCACCAUCGGCAUCUGCCGGAGCGAUGGCCACGGGCACGACAGCUGGGAGUACUGCAUGGACCCUCCCGCUGCGAAGUGCGGCGGCCUGGUGGGCUCGCACGGGCCUCCGGCCAAGCUCUUCUUCGUGGUCUGCACACAGGUCUUGGUGCGUCUCCCCGACGAUCAUGAUGAUCAUGAUGAUCAUGAUGAUGGGAUCCACACAGCGGCCCCAACAGCAGCCCCGACGGCGUCUCCGUCCACUGCUCCCACUGCAGGUCCGGUAGAAGCGCCGAAAUCAGCUCCAACUGUAGCGCCAACCGUAUCCCCGACUGCGGCUCCCACUGCAACGCCGACGGCAGCGGCGACCCCAGCUCCCUCCGCGGCACCGACGGCUCCAGCGAAUGUAGCGUCACCCCCUCUGACCACGCUUGCCGCUGAAGCCGACGCGGGGGCGACGUCACUGAUGGUAGUCUCCAUGGCGGGCCUCAGCGUGGGCGAUGAGAUUGUGAUCUCUGGCGGGGGAGUUGCCGGCGGUGUUCCGCAUCUCGCAGGCGCCACACCAGGCCCUGAACGUCGAGGUGGUGGGCCUCGGCCACUUGGGCCACGGGAGGCGCAGCCGCUGGAGGGCAUCCCGAGGCUGGCAAGCCGCCGAGAGCCGACGAAGACGUCCGAAAACCUCGAGUCUCGGAGGGCCAACCCGUGCCACUCGAGGAUCGGGGGCGCCCUCGGCACCGAGGGGCACGCCGCCGCGCUGGAGGAGCCCAGCCUGCGCUGCCGCCGCGCGGCGGCGCCGCCCGCGGCCGAAGGGCCCAACCAGGCCCUCAUGGCGCGGAGCCCCGCCCUGGCGCCGGCGCUGGCCUCGUCCGUGAGCGCCGCAUGGUAGUGAGUCUCGACCCCACCCAGACAUGCUCAUACUAUAGACGAAGCGAGGACGAAGAAGGCGUACGCAUUGGCUGGCGCCGGCUUUCUCCUUGUCUCCCCCGCCUUCUCUUCUAUCUUCCUCCCUUCACGCGCUAUGAUUCGUAGGUGUACUGUUUCUCCGCCGUGGCAGUCCCCUGCCCGCUGCGCCGCUGGCUGAGUUUGACCCACAGACCCCUUCUGGGUGCCCGAGCGCCCCAGCUCGGCCCUUCUGCUCUCGCCUGCUCCGUUUCGAGCUCGAGAGAUCUCGAGAGGACAGCCGGCGCUGCGAACUGUCAGCGAGAUGGUAGUCCGCAGCUGUUGCCGCGUUUCUCGGAGGAUCAGGUCUAUGCCCAUGAAAAGAAACCAUCGUUGCCGAUUGCCAGUUUCCCCCAGAUUUGCAUGCUGGAUUCUUCAACGCGGCCUUCUAAGACGUUUCCAUCUGCUUCGCAACCACUCUUGUCCAUUGUAGGUUUGCAAACCUGCCAGUAUGUUGCACAGUUGAACUUGUGGAUCGCUGGCAGUGGCAAGAUCUACGUGCGUGCAUCAAAACGCCCGUGUGCAUGUGCAGUUCCGU